AGAAGCAACGCCACGUCUCCUCUCUCUCUCUUAAAACUGCCUCCCAUUCCUCUCUCUUGCAUUCUUCUUUCUCUUUCCGGAUACAGAUCUUUGGCGAGAAAUGCGGACGCUCACUUUCUAUGAGAGAGUUUCAACAGCUUUCCAUGACUAUCCUUCGCUCUCUAAGCUUCUCGUUCUCUUCACCGUCAGUGGUGGGGGACUGGUGGCUUAUGCUGAGGCAAACCCAACUAAUGGGGCACACGCCGUUGCAUCUUCUCAAUCAGAGUACAAGAAAAAGGUGGUGGUGCUUGGAACUGGUUGGGCUGGAACGAGUUUCUUGAAGAACCUGAAGAACCCCUCAUAUGAGGUACAAGUGGUAUCACCUCGUAAUUAUUUUGCAUUCACCCCUCUGCUACCAAGUGUGACAUGUGGUACAGUGGAAGCUCGCAGCAUUGUUGAGCCAAUUCGCAACAUUGUUCGAAAGAAAAAUGUAGACAUUCGGUUCCAGGAAGCAGAGUGUUACGAGAUUGAUGCAAAAAACAAGAAAAUCUAUUGUCGAUCUUCUCAAAACAAAAAUUUCAAUGGGAAAGAAGAAUUUGUUGUGGACUAUGACUACCUUGUAAUAGCCACUGGAGCACGUGUUAAUACUUUCAAUACUCCUGGUGUGGAAGAGAAUUGCCAUUUCUUGAAGGAAGUUGAAGAUGCUCAGAAUAUCAGGAGAGCGGUUAUCGACUGCUUUGAAAAAGCAAGCCUGCCGACCGUAAGUGAUGAAGAGAGGAAGAGAAUUCUUCAUUUUGCUGUUGUUGGUGGUGGCCCAACUGGCGUGGAGUUUUCUGCAGAGCUUCAUGAUUUUGUCAAUGAGGAUUUAGUGAAACUAUAUCCUGGGGUCAAAGGCCUAGUCAAAAUAACACUUCUUGAGGCUGGAGACCACAUUCUCAAUAUGUUUGACAAAAGAAUCACAGCUUUUGCUGAAGAGAAGUUCAAAAGAGAGGGUAUCGAUGUGAAGACAGGAUCAAUGGUUGUAAAAGUAUCUGAAAAGGAAAUCUCUACUAAAGAAAUGAAAACUGGGGAAAUUUCUUCCCUGCCAUAUGGAAUGGCUGUCUGGUCAACCGGCAUUGGAACUCGACCUGUCAUUAUGGAUUUUAUGAAGCAAAUUGGUCAGGGUAAUAGGCGUGUAUUAGCAACUGAUGAAUGGCUGCGAGUUGAGGGAUGUGACAGUGUAUAUGCACUUGGUGAUUGUGCCACUAUAAAUCAGCGAAAAAUCAUGGAAGAUAUUUCAUCAAUAUUUAGUAAGGCAGACAAGGACAAUUCGGGAACCCUUACAGUUAAAGAACUCCAAGAAGUCAUUGAUGACAUCUGUGAAAGAUACCCUCAAAUGGAGCUUUAUUUGAAGAAAAAGCAGAUGCGCAAUAUAGUUGAUCUUUUAAAGGAAUCCAAAGGGGAUGUUGCAAAAGAAUCCAUCGAACUGAAUAUUGAAGACCUUAAAUCCACUCUUUCCCAAGUGGAUUCUCAGAUGAAAAAUCUUCCAGCUACGGCUCAGGUUGCGGCUCAGCAGGGUACCUACCUUGCAAACUGUUUUAACCGUAUGGAAGAGUGUGAAAAAUAUCCAGAGGGUCCUCUCAGGUUCAGGGGAACAGGCCGACAUCGCUUUCAUCCCUUUAGGUACAAGCAUCUUGGACAGUUUGCUCCUUUGGGAGGAGAGCAAACAGCAGCACAACUGCCUGGGGAUUGGGUAUCCAUUGGACAAAGCAGCCAGUGGCUUUGGUACUCAGUUUAUGCAAGCAAGCAAGUCAGCUGGCGCAACAGGAUAUUGGUGGUAACUGACUGGACAAGGCGUUUUGUUUUUGGGAGGGACUCGAGUCGGAUAUGAGGCAAGCAACUAACUCAUACUAAAGAGUUUCCAAUUGCAAAUUGCGGCGCUUACUUUAUUUCCUGUUUUUUGUUUUUUUAACCUUCUCAUUUCAAAAUGUAUGAAAAUUUUGGUUCCAAAUUUGAUUAGUUCAUCUGUUCUGUUGAAUAAACAAAUAAGCCCUCGUCUCAAGUUGCUGUAAGUGGGUUUUAAUUUUUCCAAUUCUAGUAGCGUAUUUUGGCAGCUAAACUUUUGUUCAACAAUUGAGCUACAUGAUUAGUCACCCGUGUCGGGUGUG
Molecule: messenger RNA, 2126 nt
Organism: Juglans regia (Persian walnut)
Lineage: Eukaryota; Viridiplantae; Streptophyta; Magnoliopsida; Fagales; Juglandaceae
Product: external alternative NAD(P)H-ubiquinone oxidoreductase B2, mitochondrial-like
Exons: 10
Coding region: 101-1849 (582 amino acids)
Molecular function (GO): calcium ion binding; NADH dehydrogenase activity
Source: RefSeq, a predicted model, not a curated record